This is a messenger RNA of Sitodiplosis mosellana (orange wheat blossom midge), 2203 nucleotides long. Its product is annotated as organic cation transporter protein. The record is from RefSeq and is a predicted model, not a curated record. Bases 194 to 1894 code for a protein of 566 amino acids. The transcript has 10 exons. Gene Ontology annotation, molecular function: transmembrane transporter activity. NCBI's taxonomy places the organism in Eukaryota, Metazoa, Arthropoda, Insecta, Diptera, Cecidomyiidae. Gene Ontology annotation, biological process: transmembrane transport. Gene Ontology annotation, cellular component: membrane.
UUCAUUGACUAGCGGCAUCGUUUGCAUUCUGUUCAUUGGCAAAGUAUAACUUCUCCUGCAUUCACAGUGUUGUGUUUCUUUUUUCAUUAUUUUUACCUUAGUUAUUCCGAUCUCACGAAGCCGACUGUCUGAUGCCAAGCAACAAUUGCUGUCAAAGUCACAAUAGCGGAACGCAUCGACGAGCGAUUAAAUUAUGGAUUUCGAUUUAAUAUUGGAAGAGAUCGGGCAGUUUGGAAGGUAUCAACAAACAAAUUAUCUGCUGCUCUGCUUGCCAGUACUUUUUGGAGCCGCCAAUUCUUUAUCGUACGUUUUCACAGCUGGCAUCCCAAAUUAUCGAUGCUUUGUUCCCGGUUGUGAUGAUGCAAAUAAUCCGAAUUACGACGAACCAUGGGUGAGCGCUGUUGUACCGGGCACCACUGAUUCGUCGGGAUUAUUUACACCUGAACAAUGCAAACGAUACGAUUUACCAUCAACCGAUGGCAACUCAACGUAUAUAUGUGGGCGCGAACUACCGGUUAAAAAUGUGAUUAAGUGCAAUCGCUGGGUGUACGACAAAUAUGAAAGAACCAUUGUCGAAGACUGGUCGAUAACGUGCAUGGAAAAUCAAUACUUAUUGGCAUUGGUGGGUACGGCCCAUUUCGCGGGCAUCGUCACUGGGUCUGCAGCAGCUGGCGUCCUAGCCGACAACUAUGGUCGUAAAAUAAUAUUUAUAUUGUCGACCAUUUUCAUGGCCAUAACGGGCAUCGGCCAGGCUAUUUCCAGCAACUACACUUCAUUCGUUUUCUUUGCUUAUUUAAAUGCGGUCGGGACGUCAGGGGUAUUCCCAUUGGCCUUUAUCAUUGGUGUUGAAAUGGUUGGACCGAAAAAACGUGAAAUGUCUGGCAUUAUCCUGAAUUACUUCUAUUCGGUGGGUGAAGCAUUAGUUGGAUUGAUAUUUUGGCUGUAUCCCGACUGGGUUAUACUGCAGUUGCUCGUUUCGGUGCCACCGUUGAUAUUCAUUGGCUAUUAUUGGAUCGUGCCUGAAUCGGUACGAUGGCUGUUGGCACGCAAAGAUUAUUCAAAAGCUCGAAAAAUCAUCAAGAAAGCAGCUCAUGUGAAUGGUGUCGAAUUAUCGGAACAAAUGUUACGGCAAUUUGAAUUAGAAUCACCAACGCACAGUGAAACUGAAGCCAGCAAGCAAAAAGAAUUAGAAGAGGUUGAUAAAGAGCAUGAACAUCACGAGGUAUGGCGAACAUUUAAAGAGGUUUUAAGUUCAAGAGUACUCGUGUUACGUGGCUUGAUACUGUUCUUCAUUUGGGCGACCGAUGCUUUUGUAUUCUACGGAUUAUCGUUGAAUUCGACGAGCUUGAGUGGCAACAAGUAUGUGAACUUUAUACUCGUGUGCUUAGUUGAAAUUCCUGGUUACACACUAUCUUGGAUUGCGAUGAAUAAAAUUGGAAGACGAUGGGCAUUGGCCGGUUCAUUACUCCUGUGUGCUUUCACCUGUGUCGCUGGUGGAUUUGUACCGCACGAAAAUACUUGGCUCUUGGUCAUGCUGUUCCUGCUUGGAAAGCUGGGUAUCACAUCGGCAUUCUCAACGUCAUACGUUCAUACGGCUGAAAUGCUACCUACCGUAAUUCGGUCGAUAGGAGUUGGAGCCGCUUCGACCGUCGCUCGUUUCGGUGCUCUAAUUGCACCAUUUGUACCACUCUUAAAUAAUUAUUAUCCGACAAUACCUUUGCCGCUCCUGUUAUUCGGAGGAGUUUCCAUGCUUGCCGGGUUGCUUGCUCUCGCUCUACCCGAAACUUUUGGAAGAAAACUACCCGACACGGCGGAAGAAGCUGAACGAAUCGGGGGAUAUGAUGACGCAGAUAUUGCCGAUAUUCACUUGAGUGUAAACUCCCCGAUGAAAUAAGAAGCGACAUGUAUUCAAAAUACAUGCAAAAACUUGAACAGCUAUUAAAACCUUUGUUCAAAGUUGGUCAUAGUUCAUCAGAUUCUUAGUAAUAUAGAAAAUGUUCUUACAACAUUGUGAUGAAUAUUUUUGCAACAAGAACAAAAAAUCAUCAAACCGUUUUAUAUAUACAUAUAUAUAUAUAUAUAUAUCUGUGUAAUCUGUGUAAACUAUUGGUUAGUUUUUUAAUUGGUGCAUAUUGCACAUACACACACAUACACAAUACGCCAUUCAGAGUUUUUCAAUAAAUGUACUUAACUGAUAACAAAA